GUGCACUGCGGCGCUCCGGCCUUUCGAGAGGACGGCGGGCAGCGAGGGGAAUGAAGGAUGGCAGCACGCCGUGCGUUAAAGGCUGUUUUGGUAGAUCUCAAUGGCACACUUCACAUUGAAGAUGCAGCUGUGCCAGGCGCACAGGAAGCUCUUAAAAGGUUACGGGCUACUUCUGUGAAGGUUAGGUUUGUGACCAACACAACCAAAGAGAGCAAGCAAGACCUCCUGGAAAGGUUGAAGAAGCUGGAGUUUGACAUCUCCGAAGAUGAAAUCUUCACUUCUCUGACAGCAGCCCGAAACUUAGUAGAGCAGAAACAAGUCAGGCCCAUGCUGUUGGUUGAUGACCGUGCACUGCCUGAUUUCUCAGGAGUACAAACAGGUGACCCCAAUGCUGUGGUCAUCGGCCUGGCACCAGAACAUUUUCAUUACCAGCUUCUGAAUCAGGCAUUCCGGUUACUCCUGGAUGGAGCCCCUCUGAUAGCUAUCCACAAGGCCAGGUAUUACAAGAGAAAAGAUGGCUUAGCCCUGGGACCAGGACCAUUUGUGACCGCCUUAGAGUAUGCCACAGACUCGAAAGCCAUAGUCGUGGGGAAACCAGAGAAGACGUUCUUUCUGGAAGCAUUGAGGGACACUGGCUGUGCACCAGAGGAGGCCGUCAUGAUAGGAGAUGAUUGCAGGGAUGAUGUUGGUGGGGCUCAGAACACUGGCAUGCUGGGCAUCUUAGUCAAAACUGGGAAAUACCGAACUGCAGAUGAAGAAAAAAUUAAUCCACCUCCAUACUUAACUUGCGAGAGCUUCCCUCAUGCUGUGGACCACAUUCUGCAGCAUCUCCUGUGAACCCAUGUGUGGCGUGAGGCAACUUGAUCCACAGCUUCCAUUGUCUAGACGGGAUGGAUGGAUCCCUCAGCAGACAGCCCCAUCCAGUGCCAAUCCCAAUGAACCUUCUUCUAUUGUGCAUUAAUUAGAAAGAGGGGCAUUGAAUUGCAGCCAGCCCUAAGCUGGCUAAUCUCUUUUGUUUUGUAAAAGAAGAUGAGACCUGAAGAAAGGGAGAGCAGAGAUUUCUGUGCCAUUCCUGUUAAAAUAUUCAUCCGGUUCACUGGGCUGGGAGGAGGGGCUCCUGCAGGAGUGCAGCAGCCUCGGUCCUCACCCAUCUUCGCCAGGAGGGAGAGGACAGCCACCUCCUGCAGGGGUGCACUGCAAGGCGCAUCCGGCUGUCGUCCAGUUGCAGAGUCAACUGUGAAACCCAGCACCAGAGCCAAGUAGGGUGCAAGACAGAAGCAGCACAGCAAGCCCUUCUGUUGAGAUCCAGCGAAGCUGCUAUAACAGAUGUGGAAAGCCAAACUUCCACCGUAUUCCCAGCACAGAUGACUUCCUUUUCUCUUCAUUAGCCAGAGAUGACUAAUUUAAAUUUAGAACCCGAAUUUAAUUUAAAAUAAUAUUUCCAUUAAUAACCUAUUCAUUGCAGAUACCUAUUAUACUGUGUAACAGUUGUUUUGGAAAUUUUAUGUAAAAUUAAAACUAUCAGUAUUUUA
This is a messenger RNA of Phodopus roborovskii (desert hamster), 1532 nucleotides long. It is a transcript of the gene Hdhd2, whose product is annotated as haloacid dehalogenase like hydrolase domain containing 2. Gene Ontology annotation, biological process: dephosphorylation. The record is from RefSeq and is a predicted model, not a curated record. Gene Ontology annotation, molecular function: phosphatase activity. NCBI's taxonomy places the organism in Eukaryota, Metazoa, Chordata, Mammalia, Rodentia, Cricetidae. The coding region runs from base 58 to 837 and encodes 259 amino acids. The transcript has 7 exons.